Molecule: messenger RNA, 2199 nt
Organism: Cucurbita maxima (winter squash)
Lineage: Eukaryota; Viridiplantae; Streptophyta; Magnoliopsida; Cucurbitales; Cucurbitaceae
Exons: 5
Coding region: 183-2129 (648 amino acids)
Source: RefSeq, a predicted model, not a curated record
CUGUCUACAAGUGGAGUGUCCACUUCUCCCAAUGAAACUGAUAUCCUUCUUUCGGCAUUUCUCUUCACUUUGCUUGCGAUUCUGCAAUAGGCGAGACGGGUUGAUUCGCCUUAACUUAUGCCUCCAAGACUCGCUUUUAUUCCCUUAAUAAGGCGUUGGUUAAUGCGUUUUUGUUCCAUAAUAUGCUUCCUCUCGCGGGUUCUUUCAGAUAUUCCCUCUCCAGUUUUGUCGUCUCUGUGUUUGUAGCAAUAAUCGGACUCUUUUUCAGGAUUCAGGUCGAUUAUGGAACUGUUGAGUCUGUUCUUGCACUUGAUGGCGACGAACGGGAAACAGUCGCGUCAAUCGAAGCACAGGAUGAUCAAGAACUCUUAGGGGAAGAAGCUGAGAUCGUUUCUGUUGUAGCUUCUAAUUCGAGCAAAUUUCAGGUGGAACACACGGCACAAAUCCAUGGAUUCGUGGAAGAAUCGGAAACUACCAACUGUUUUGUCGAAGAAUUGUACUGUGAUGCUUCGCCUUCUUCUUCAGGUAAUCAAACUCCUGAUGAUGAUUUUGAAUGUUAUAGCGGAAAGUAUUUAUGUGAAUUCAGUUCCGAAACAGAAGAAGGUUUUGAUGAUGUGAAACUAGAAUUAUUUAGCACCGAUGAGGCCUUGGAAAAGGAAGAUGAACACGAGGAUUUGAAAUCUAAUGAAGAUGGCCCAAUUUUUGAUGAAUUGCCCGAAGUUUCAACUCCGUUGGGAGAUUGUUCCUUUCCUUUUUCAGAUUCAGACUCGGAAUCUCCCAGUUUUGAUGAAGAGUUCAUAGAAAUAGAAUUAGAAUUAGAACCCCGUUUACAUGUUUCAAAUAAUGCCCAAGUUUGUCCUGUAAAUGAUUGGAGCGAGGAGGAGAGUAAAGAUUGUUUGAGGGAAUCACUGGAAACAGAAAGGGACGAGAAGGGGAUGGAAUUUGAGGAGGAGGAGGAGGAAGAAGAAGAAGAAGAAGAAGAAGAAGAAGACGAUGAAUUCUCGCAAGAACACCAAGAUUUGAUAGCCCAACUCAAAAUAGAGCUAAGAAACUCAAGAACAGGAGGACUUCCAACCGUACAAGAAGAAGAAGAGGCAGGCCCAGAAUAUAUGAGUCCUACAUCAGUCGAAGUUCUUAAACCUCUCAAAAAUGGUGGAAAUUUUGAACACAGAACAUUCAAAGAGAUCCAAAAGGUCUACAAAACUUAUGCUCAAAAAAUGCGAAAGCUUGACGUCUCCAAUACCCAGACAAAUUAUGCAAUUGAUUUUAUUAAGUUGAAAGAUCCAUUUAGUUCAAUGGAUGAAAAGAAAUCUGGCCUUAAAUCUGUUGUGUCCCACAAGUUAAGGGCAGAGAGAGCUGUUAAGGGCUAUCCAAAUUUGAUGAGAGACUUAAAGAGGGACAUGGAAAUGGUGUAUGUUGGACAUCUUUGCCUCUCUUGGGAAGUUCUGCAUUGGCAGCAUAGGAAGGCCAUUGAGCUCCAACAAAACGACACUCGAGGAACCUCUCGGUACACUCGUGUCGUUAAUGAAUUUCAAUUCUUCUGCAUCCUCAUUCAAAGAUUCGUCGAAGACGAGCUGUUUUGCGGCCCUCGAAUCAAUAACUACGUGAAAAACAGACUUCUUGUUCGUAGUCUCCUUCAAGUUCCAGCCAUUAGAGAGGAUUGUGUAAAUGACAAAAAGUUGAGAGGCAAAGAAGGUGAAAGUACCAUCUCAACUGCAGCUCUAGUAUCAAUGAUCGAAGAAUCGAUGUGGGUUUUUCGGGAUUUUUUACGUGCUGAUAAGGAUGUCAGGAGUACGAAGAUCAAGUGUGCUGAAGUAGAAGUUAAUGCACAAGCUAUGAUGAUGGAAAUAAGAACUGAGCUGCGAAAGAAGGAGAGAAGGCUAAAGGAGAUAGUGAGAGGUGGGCAUUGUAUAGUAAAGAAGUUGAAAAGGGUUAGUGAAGUAGAAGAAGGGAGAUUGAAGAAUGAAUUGUUGAUAGCGGAGGUUGAACUGAAAUUGGUAUCAAGAGUGGUGAGUAUGUGCAGACUAACGGAGAGCCAAUUGGUUUGGUGCCAUAAAAAGCUACACCAAAUCAAUUUUGUGAAUAGGAAGGUUAUUAUAGAACCUUCAUUUUCCUUUUUCCCUUCUUGACGUCCUCUAAAUCACAAUAGUUUCUCCCUAUAUAUGUACUGAUCUUCUUCUUCAUACAUAGAAUCAAUAC